AUUAAAGAUGGUUGGGGUGGAUGGAGCCAAAUGAAGAUGAUUCAAUUGAAGGUUCUAAAUUUGACGGGUUGCAUACAAUUACAAAGGACACCUGACUUCUCUAAUUUCGUGUCCUUGGAGAUGUUAAUUCUUGCUCAGUGUGUGAAGUUAACUGGAAUUCGCAGGUCCAUUGGCAAGCUAAAAUGCCUACAAACUUUAAAUAUUAGGGGAUGCAAGUUGCUUUGUAGUUUGCCAGUAGAAAUUGGUUCUCUACAAUCUUUAACAGAGAUUAUCAUGCCUCAAAAUUUUCAGCCCUUCAAGCUUCCCAAGACAUUCAGUGACCUCAAAUCUUUGUCGACUUUUAUAUUAGACGAGCACCCUGGAAUCAUCCAACUUCCGAACUCUAUUGGAGGGUUGGUGAAACUUACACAUUUAUCUUUACGUGGGUGUGUGGGCAUCAAAGAGCUUCCAUCGUCUAUUGGAGAAAUGGAAAUGUUGGUUAAGUUGGAUUUAUCACAUUCAGGAAUAGUUGAACUACCGGAUUCCAUUGGAUGUCUAGAGAAACUAGAAUUGAUCUGGGUAAGUUAUACAGAUAUAAGAAAGUUUCCUCAUACUAUCGGACAACUGAAGAUGCUUGAAGAGUUACAUGCCAAAAAAUGUCGGCACCUGGCAGAUGAAAAUCUGGAGGAAAUUGGGAAGUUAUCCCAUUUGAGGAUAUUGGACUUAUCCUAUACUGUUUUAUCUAGAUUCCCUUCGGCACUACGUUGUCUUUCUUGUCUCCAAACACUUGAAUUUGGUUCAAGUCACCUUCAAGAAAUACUUGAUCUUCCCUUAAGUCUGACACGCCUUCACAUGCAAGCACAUCACUUCCCGUCUAUCAUUGACCUCUCAAGUCUCCUCAGUUUAGAUUAUCUAGAAUUUUAUAGAUUAACCGCUUCAACAGAGGAACCUGGCCCAACUUGGACGAACAAUUUGCCAGAAGAGCAACUGAUCCAUCCACUUCCAUCUGGUUUGUCAACCUUGAAAGUUAGGGGCAUUAGUCUACUGCCACACUUUUCCGACUUAAAAAAAUUGUUGGAUUUGUGCGUCAUAGAAUCUCAAAUGUCUCGCUUCUCCGUCUCUCCAGACCAAAUAAAUCUGACGAAAUUGAAACUAAGUGAAUGCAAAUUGCUCGUGGAAAUAACUGGUAUGUCACUCUUGAAGAGUCUACGGUGCUUGGAUCUGGACAGAUUAGAAAGUUUGGUUGAGAUUCAUGGUUUGUCGGAACUGGAAUCCUUGCGAUGCUUUCGUAUUUCCCAUUGUUGUAGGAUAGAAAGGUUACCCAACUUAUCAAAGUUAGAUAAGUUACAGAAGAUUGAGAUAGAAGAUUGUCCGAAGAUAAGAGCCAUCGAAGGUCUCGAGGGAUUAGAAAGCUUGGAGUUGGAUAAUCAUGGCUGCAAUGUUCUGGAAAGAUUGCUGGAUGGCAAGAGAUGGACCUGGCUUUCCCGCAAUGCCCCUUAGUACAAUAUGUUCCUGACUUUUAGGCCACCGGACACUUAUCAUAACAUCGUCAAUUUCCUUCACGAGAACCUGAUUGGCAGUGUAAUUCGUCUUUUUGCAAACAAUGUCCAACUAACUGAGAUGUGGCGAUGCAAUUGUUGAGCAGCUUCUGCCAGUGUUAGACGACUGCCAUAACUACAAACCUAUCUUAUCUAAAAGCUAUGCUUCUAGUAAGUGGUGGUUCUGGGGACUAGGCCACAUGGAAAACUGCACAUCAAAGACAAAUGGGAAAAAAAAGAAUUGGACCCAUUUUCUGCUAUGCGGAGAUUGAUGACGAUAAGCUUCAAACUAAUUUAUACAUAAUGCCCUGGAUGAGCACAGAAUGAAAUUUGGCAACAAAGUGGAGGAAUGGGAAGAGGUUGUGGAUGUCAGGGUGUUCGACCUGAAAACUAACAGCCCAGGAGAAGCGGUUGAAUUGAUUAUUGCAGAGAUUUUGAAUCAUCUGAUGGAUGUCAGUCCCAUAAUUUGACUGAAGUUUAGCUGAAGCUCGGUGAUAGCUGAUUCCCGCGGUAAGGAAACUGUUUCUCGAGCCUUCGUUAGGUUCAUUGACGAAGAAAAAGAAAUGGUGUUCUGCCGAUCCAUUCCAUGAAAUGAUGUUCUCUAGAACUGCAUUUAUUUUCUAAUUGUGGAGGUACUAGAAACUUCAUUUUAAAGUGAAGAUCGAUUAAGAAUCUUAUGCUUGGUAAGUUGUUUGGAAGAUUAGAAUGAAAUAUUAAAGAUGGUAAACCUACCUGAUUCGAUUGGAAUUUCAAAGAAAUUGAAAGUAAUUAGAACAAACUUUUCAGUAAUGAGAAAGUUAUGUGGCUAGUAUGCAAGUUGGACGGAUGAAAUUUCUGGUGAAAUUUCCUGAUUUCUCAAAAUUUUGCUUGUACCUCGUGUCCAAUUUGCUUAUCUCAAAGUUCAUGUUUUG
Molecule: messenger RNA, 2428 nt
Organism: Eucalyptus grandis
Lineage: Eukaryota; Viridiplantae; Streptophyta; Magnoliopsida; Myrtales; Myrtaceae
Product: disease resistance protein RPV1-like
Exons: 3
Coding region: 31-1479 (482 amino acids)
Molecular function (GO): protein binding
Source: RefSeq, a predicted model, not a curated record